AUGGCAGGGGAUCACGCUGGAGACCAGUCGUUCUAUGACUUUCUCAUAGAAGAGCCAGAGAUGAUAGCGCCGGCGCCACCCGGCCAAUUCCCGCAUCAACAGCCCAUUUCAUCGCCGAAUCGUACCAGUCGCAACACGCCGCUGCGGCCAGAAUCGACCGAAAUCGAGACCCACCACCAUGCGAAUCACCCGCCAGCUUUGCCGGUACUCGGAAUGCAACUGCCGGUUCCAGGGACGGUACCUGAGUCAUCACGUGCCCAGUCACGAGCUUCCCUCAACCUCGACAUCGACCUCGACUUAGACGCGCCAUCUCACCCAUCACAUCUCUCGCAUGGAGCUCCCCAUGAGCAAGAGCACGCCCACGAAAUUCAGAGGCACAGAGCUCAUUCAGCACAGAGUUCAGCGGGUUUGCCACCCACUGGGUUUGCAAGUCAUCUCCCUCCUGCAUCAUCAGGUCCCAUGUCGUUGGGUUGGAACAUGUACCAUGUCCCUCCAAAUCUUCACCUAAACGCAAAUCAGUUUAAUUUCGAGGUUCCAGGUCAUAUGAAUGUAUCUGGGCACCCAACCCAUAUGGAACAUUCAUCCACAAAUCCAAACUCGUUCCACUACGAACACAACAUUGUUUCCCCGUCAAGCAUACAUCCAAGCACUACCCACUUUGACGGAGAAGUCCCAAGCCAAUGGGAUAACUCCCUAGGUCAUGGCGCGAGCACUCCAAAAGUGCGGACUCCCUCGCAUCAUGUCUCGAGCAAUCCUUGGGCUGAGAUAAACGAGCCCACAGGCGGCGACAACGACAAUUUGGCCCCUGUUACCCGGCCACGAAAGCCCGCUCGAGCAAGACGGCAAAAGAAAGAGCCUCGCAAGCUCUCAGAUGCUUCUCAGGGAGCAAGGAGCAGCAGUACAGGUGGCACCGCUCAUUCUGUUUCUGAUGCUGCAAGUCCAAGUUCUACAUCCCAACAGAGCCGUGCCAGUCUCACUUCCAAAUCCGCCUCAAUGACGUCCGCAAUCUCGACAGCUUCGAGCCGAAAAAGCAAGCUCCGAAGCGCCUCUAGAACUUCCAAGAAUAUUCUAGAUAAACCAAACGACACAGCCGAAGACCGUCGAACCCGAGCAUCGCAUAAUCUUGUUGAAAAACAAUAUCGAAACCGACUCAACGCCCAAUUUGAAUCGCUCCUACAUGUACUACCUGAACAAAUACGACACGGUGAUAAUGGAGGUGGCAAUGGGAACGUGGACAACGAAUCCGAACAGGCGAACGAUCUUGACCGACGAGUCAGUAAGGGCGAGGUGCUUGAAAUGGCUCGCAGGCAUAUCGAAGCACUGGAGCGUAAACGGACUGCUCGUGGCGACAUGCUCUCGAAUGUGGGCUUACGUUCCUGUUCCUAA
Molecule: messenger RNA, 1386 nt
Organism: Fusarium graminearum PH-1
Lineage: Eukaryota; Fungi; Ascomycota; Sordariomycetes; Hypocreales; Nectriaceae
Exons: 3
Coding region: 1-1386 (461 amino acids)
Molecular function (GO): protein dimerization activity
Source: RefSeq, a predicted model, not a curated record